Molecule: messenger RNA, 1575 nt
Organism: Anopheles merus
Lineage: Eukaryota; Metazoa; Arthropoda; Insecta; Diptera; Culicidae
Product: putative nuclease HARBI1
Exons: 3
Coding region: 43-1239 (398 amino acids)
Source: RefSeq, a predicted model, not a curated record
UGUGUUGCUACUUCUAAUUUCAUUGUGAAAAAUUACAGCGUUAUGAACCGUGAACAAAAAGUGGCCACCUUGCGGCUUACAAAUGCGUGGUCCACUUUCAUUAAGUUACAUAUGGUGUCUCUUCGACAACCUCCACAAACCAGAGAAUGGGCGCGCCCCAUGCUUCUGGAAAGAAACUAUCAAGCUAGUCGGUUGGUUAACACCAUUAUGGAGGAAGAAUUGGAUACCACCAUUAUAAAUUUUAUGAGGUUAUCCAGAAAUGAUUUUAACUAUCUGCUUGAGCAAAUUACGCCAAAAAUUAAAAAAAUGGAUACCAAUAUGCGCCCAAGUUUGUCACCAAGGGACAUGCUUAUUGUGACAUUACGAUAUUUGGCUACGGGAGACCAAUACAAGUCGCUUGAAUACGCUUUUCGGAUUUCUGCCCAAGCGAUUUCUAAAUUCGUACCUCAAGUAUGUGAUUGCCUUGUUGAAGUUUUAAGAAACUAUGUGAAGUUACCCACCAAUUCGGACGAAUGGAUGAAAAUUGUGCAGGGCUUUGAAGAAAAGUGGAAUUUUCCCCAUACACUCGGGGCGAUUGACGGCAAACAUGUUAUGAUAAAAGCUCCACCGCAUAGCGGAACUGACUAUUUUAACUAUAGAAGGUUUUUUAGUGUUGUAUUUUUAGGUGUGGUAGAUUCUAACAGUAAUUUUAUAUAUGCAGAUGUUGGCUCUAAAGGUAGAAUAUCAGACGGAGGAGUCUUUAGAAAUUCUGUACUCUACAAAAAACUAGAAAGAAACGAGUGUGGUAUUCCAAGCCCUGCACCGUUAUACCAAGCAUCCCGCAUCCUUGUACCGUAUAUGUUUUUAGGAGAUAAGGCUUUUCCGUUGACGCAUUACUGCCUUAGACCGUUCAGUGGUUUAACGGAAAGAGGAUCAGUCCAGCGCAUUUUUAAUAUGCGACACUCGAUUGCCAGGCGUCCUGUUGAAAUGGCCUACGGAAUCCAUAGUGGCAGGUUUCGGGUGUUGAGAAAGCCUAUCGAGCUUAGUGAGGAAAACGCUAAAAAGGUGAUAAUGGCCACUAUAUAUUUGCAUAAUUUUAUACGACGGGAUGAAAAUACUAGGAAUCAAGAUGCCAACCAAUUUAUAUAUAGGCAAGACGACAAUCCAAAUAAGCUUAGAUUUAAUGCAAAUAGAUCACGGCCCAAUUUCAAUAUGAUGGAAAUUCGGAUGCAUAUGGCAAAUUAUUUAGUAAAUAAUUGAAAAUAGGAAAAUUAAUGAAAUUAAUAAAAUUAAUAAAUUUAUAUUUGUGACAAUCCUUGCCGAACACUAAUACUACGAACUUACUCUGCUUACAUAAAGUAAGGAUUAUUGCACUACUACCAUUUAAUGUAUAAGUUGAAUUUGUACAGUAAUAAAUGUAAGUCUUAUCUCGCAACUCAUCUCGUUCACCUCUCUUUCAAAUAAACAAUCAGUAAAUCAAAAGAAAGCGCUAAAUAUUUAAUAGUUUUUCUAAUUUCGGAUAGCUUGUAGCAUACAAUGCGCUUGAAUACAUUUGUAAAAUUUGUGGAAAACAAUAUUAUUAGUUUUAUUAUCUUU